CCGCUCUGGAGGUGACCGGCUGUAAAUAAUAACAAUGGCUACCCUGGGACGGUCACUAUCUUCUCUCCCCCAACUAUCUUCGCUCUCCCUGCUCCCCCGCCUCCCCCAGCUCCUCAGGGACGCCGCCAGGGUCACCCCAGUAUGCCCCCAGAGAGGAUUCACAGCGGCCAAGCCGUUCCCUGUGGCGCAGUACGGGGGUCGGUUCACAGUCACCAUGAUUCCUGGUGAUGGGAUUGGACCAGAAAUGAUGGGAUAUGUUCGGAAUAUAUUCAGGUACGCGGGGGUGCCGGUGGACUUUGAGGAGGUUCAGAUCACCAAGAAUUCCACGGAGGAUGAGUUUGAGAAGGCCCUGGUGUGUAUCAAGAGAAAUGGUGUGGCACUCAAAGGCAGCAUAGAGAGCAAGUACGGUGAUGUCUCGUUUUCUUCCCGCAACGCCACCCUGCGGACACAACUGGACCUUUUUGCCAAUGUCCUUCACUGUCGCUCCCACCCCGCCCUGCCAUCCCGCUACCCUGACCUGGACAUUGUGCUCAUCAGGGAGAACACAGAGGGGGAGUACUCUAUGCUGGAACAUGAGAAUGUGCGUGGAGUGGUGGAGAGCAUGAAGGUGAUCACCCGCCACGCCUCUGAAAGAAUCGCCCGGUAUGCCUUUGAGUACGCACGGAGGAACGGACGCAGCAAGGUCACCGCCAUACACAAGGCUAAUAUCAUGAAGCUCUCUGACGGACUGUUCCUGGAAACGUGUCGGCGGGUGGCCAAGGAGUAUCCGGAGGUGGAAUUUAGUGACAUGAUCGUAGACAACACCUGUAUGCAACUUGUCUCACGGCCUCACCAGUUUGAUGUGAUGGUGAUGCCUAACCUCUAUGGUACGGUGGUGUCCAAUGUCGCCUGCGGGCUGGUGGGGGGGCUGGGACUCCUCUCUGGCAGAAAUUAUGGCGAUCAUUUUGCAGUGUUUGAGCCAGGCACCCGGAACACUGGCACCUCAGUAGCUGGCCUCAAUGUUGCCAACCCCAUUGCCAUGCUGAGUGCCGCCUGUGACAUGCUGGUCCACCUCGGCCUCACCUCACACGCUCACCUCAUCUCUGCCGCCAUAAACAAGACCAUUAAUGUUGAUAGAGUGCAUACAGCUGACAUAGGGGGCCAAGCCACGAGCCUGGAUGUGGUGCAGAACAUCAUUCACGACAUACAGGACAAGACCAAGACUGGAAACUGGAUUUGAAACACCCGCCAAAAAAAAAAACAAGAAAACAAAAUAAUGAAGACAAGACAAGACAAGACAGGAAGGGUUUAUUUAAUAUUAAGAGAGAUACAAAGGUGAGUGAUAGACAAAAAAAAAAUAAAAUAAAAAUAAAUAGAAAUAAUAGUAAAAAAAAUAUCGUACGGUACGGUUUUGUGUAGAUCAUCGUACCUCAGACCGGAAGUGUACGAGAGUUGCCUGUUUCAUUAUUAUAGACGCAAAAUGAAUCAAAUAAAAAAAAUAGGAAACUUAUAUAUAGAGGAAGAUAAUAUAAAUGUAAAGUGACUAUUAUUACUAUUAUUAUUUUACUCUUCUUUUUUAUUAUAGUCAUUGUGUACAUAGAAGGAGGAGGAAGAAAAUAGUUAAAUAGUGUUGUAAAUAGUACGAUAAUGCUGUGUUUUUGUUCAUUGUUGUAAUAUAUUGACAAGGUGGUG
Portunus trituberculatus (swimming crab) is the source of this 1671-nucleotide messenger RNA. RefSeq names its product isocitrate dehydrogenase [NAD] subunit gamma, mitochondrial-like. Gene Ontology annotation, cellular component: mitochondrion. Gene Ontology annotation, biological process: isocitrate metabolic process; tricarboxylic acid cycle. The record is from RefSeq and is a predicted model, not a curated record. Bases 35 to 1219 code for a protein of 394 amino acids. Lineage: Eukaryota; Metazoa; Arthropoda; Malacostraca; Decapoda; Portunidae. The transcript is spliced from 10 exons. Gene Ontology annotation, molecular function: oxidoreductase activity, acting on the CH-OH group of donors, NAD or NADP as acceptor; magnesium ion binding; NAD binding.